CACUAUGUGCAUAAAUACCGGAGAGCAGAUGCUCGUAAACAGCCACAACAACUGUACGAUAUCUGUCUGCGUUCGAGGACUUAAGCAGCCGCCUUUACAAGAUGAAGCUCUGCACCCUGUUUAUGUUUCUGACCCUCUUCAUUCUCAGCAAUGGUAUGCCGCCAAUCAGCAGGGACUACAACACACACUGUCGCUGUCUUCAGGUGGAGUCGAGGAUCAUUCCUCCAGACAAUCUGAGGAGCAUCAAGCUCUUCCCUGAGGGUCCUCACUGCGCAGACACAGAAGUCAUAGCUGGACUGGUGAGCGGGGAGAAGGUCUGCUUGAAUCCUCGAUCCUCCUGGGUGAAGAAACUGAUCCACUUUGUUCUUGAGAGACAACUGCAUCAGCAGGGAGGAGCACUUCCCAAGAAUAAAACUUCUGCACAGUAAACAAAUGAUGGUAACUCUGUCCUGCAACAAUGAGCCAUGCUGUUUUACUUUAAAGACUAACAAAGCACACCGUAUUUAACCUCAAUAUGUACCUUUAACUUCUUUUUAUUCUUUAUUUCUUAGAAGUUUAGUGUUAUAAGAUAGGGCAGACAAGUGUCAUUGCAUUAGAAUGGAAAGUGAGGAACCUGCUGUAAAAGUGCUGGAAGUUUGUGUGACCUGAAAUGUAAAUCAUUUCUCCGUAUAGAGGUUUGAUUGUGUGGCUUUUUGAAAGCAGAUUUUUGUAUGAAGCACUAAAUUUGUAAUACAUAAUUUCUUUAUGAUACUCCUUUUGAUGAAGCUUUAUAAAUAGCAAUUGAUUGAGUUCCUCAUUAAGGUCUUGUAUUCGAAAGAAUCACUUAAAAACUCUAAUUUUAGGCUUUAAAGAAAAUCAAAUAUAUGUUUAAAACAUAAAAUGUGUCAUUUCAUGUUUUUGGAUGUGAGGUCCUGUUUUACCAUGUUUGAUUAAAAGUUAGAAUUUGUGUAUGUAAACUGUGAUUAAGUUGAGCUACAGGGAGGUUUGUCUUGCAGCCAAGUAAAACAGAGCAGAGACUUGAUCAUGAGAGACAGAAAACAAAAUAAGCAUGACGUGAACUUGUGCACUUUUGCAGCUCUCACAUCACUCAUAAUAACCCCAUUUUUGGUUUCUCAGCCACUCAGCAUGAGGAGGUGAUUUCAUAUGAAAAAGCGACACAAAUACAUUGCCUCUAUAGCUUGAAACACCAAUGUGCAUAAGCAGGGACUUAAAACAAUCAUGAACUACAGCAAGGUCAGCUGCUCUCCGCAUAACAGCUACAGCUUGCUGCAUAUUCGUUUUAGCUGUUUUGGACCAAAUCUAAACAUUUUCAUGGCCUUGCCCUCUUUGCUUUCUGGGAACACAUGUUGUAUGAGAAGCUGUGGGUAAAGCAGUCUGGAUUCCAGUGAAUAUUGCACAAGCGCAGAGUGUGGGCACUCUGCCUGCCAGAAAUACAUAAAGAAAGUGUUCCUCUGUUGUGUUAAAGGUAUCUUUUAACUUUAAGCUCUUUAUAAGUCCUUUUGUGCAGUGAAGCUUAUGAAGCAGCUUGAAGUGAGAUCAUUAUUCAAAAAUGCCACAAGAGCCAAAAUAAAGUGAGGUCAGUGUUAAUAUUC
Messenger RNA from Toxotes jaculatrix (banded archerfish), 1592 nucleotides. It is a transcript of the gene cxcl19, whose product is annotated as chemokine (C-X-C motif) ligand 19. Gene Ontology annotation, biological process: antimicrobial humoral immune response mediated by antimicrobial peptide; cellular response to lipopolysaccharide; inflammatory response. The transcript has 3 exons. The record is from RefSeq and is a predicted model, not a curated record. NCBI's taxonomy places the organism in Eukaryota, Metazoa, Chordata, Actinopteri, Toxotidae. Bases 102 to 428 code for a protein of 108 amino acids. Gene Ontology annotation, cellular component: extracellular region. Gene Ontology annotation, molecular function: chemokine activity; CXCR chemokine receptor binding.